AAUAGAAAACAUGGCGGGUGAAGGGGGAAAUUCAGAAGCUGCCGAGAAGCAAAACCCGAUCUGCAGCUUGGACCUUACAAAAUUGAGAGAGAGAGUUCGAAAUUAUAUAGACACACACCACUAUGACUCUGCACUGUUCUGGGCUGACAAGAUUGUCUCUCUUUCAAAUGGAGAUGUGGAUGAUGUCUACUGGUAUGCUCAGACUCUGUACCUCACUGGGCAGUACCACCGAGCUUCCAAGCUGCUGCGGACCGCCAAACUGGACAAGACAAAUUCAGCUUGUAGAUAUCUAGCAGCUCUUUGCCAUUAUGAAUGUAAAGAAUGGCAGGAAUCGUUGAAUAUUUUAGACAUGGUUGACAACAACAAACUGCGAUCUUUUGCACCCUGUCUGAGCGAGUCUCACAUUGACACUAACAGCAAAGAGCCAAUAGAACAUUCUAUAAACCUACUCCGUGGCAAAAUCUAUGAAGCCAUGGACAACAGAAAUUUGGCAGUGGAAUGUUUUCGAGAGGCCCUGCGCCAGGAUGUGUACUGCUUUGAGGCAUUUGACCUUCUCGUCAACCACCACAUGUUGUCAGCACAAGAAGAAAGAGAAUUGAUUGAUUCAUUACCAUUUGCAUUACAAUGUCCAGAAGAGGAAGUGGAACUUGUCAGAUUUUUGUAUGAAAAUAAAGUCAAAAAGUAUAACAAACCCCAGAAUCAAUCUGUUCCCAGCUCUUUGUGUGCCCUCAAGGAAAAUUUAGAUGUGGUUGUCAACCUCGCUGAACGACAUUAUUACAAUUGUGAAUUUAGAGAUUGCUAUAAAAUUACAUCAAUGGUGCUUUCUAAGGAUCCUUACAACAGUCAGUGUCUUCCUCUACAUAUAGCAGUCCUAGUGGAAUUAAAAAACCUAAAAGAAUUAUUUUACUUGGCCCACAAGCUAGUGGAUCUGUACCCAAAUAAACCGGUGUCAUGGUUUGCUGUGGGAUGUUACUACCUCCUCAUACCAGACAACAUUGAACCAGGUCGUCGGUAUCUCAGUAAAGCGACGUCUAUGGACAGAGUGUAUGGCCCUGCCUGGCUCGCAUUUGGUCAUUCAUUUGCAACGGAGAAUGAACAUGAUCAAGCCAUGGCGGCAUACUUUACAGCAUCACAGUUGAUGAAGGGCUGCCACCUACCGAUCCUGUACGUCGGACUGGAGUAUGGACUAACCAACAACAGUAAACUGGCGGAGCGUUUCUUCAGUCAGGCCCUAUGUAUAGCACCAGAAGACCCAUUUGUUUUACACGAGAUGGGGGUGAUAGCCUUUCAAAAUCUGGACUGGCUUAAGGCCCAUCGCUACUUUAAAGAGGCCUUGUCUAAAGUGGAGUGUGUGAGCCAUCAGGUGAUGGUGGAGAAAUGGGAGCCUCUCCUCAACAACCUCGGACACACAUGUCGCAAACUCAAGAGGUAUGAGGAAGCUUUGGAUUACCACCGACAAGCACAGGUCCUCUCCCCUCAGAAUCCUUCUACAUACUCGGCCAUUGGGUACUGUUAUGUGUUGAUGGGAAACAACAUUAUGGCAGUGGACUACUUUGACAAGGCUUUAGGGAUCCGACGUGAUGACACUUUCUCCACCACCAUGCUAAACAAUGUUAUGGAAGCGCUGAUGCUUGAGAUGUCUCCUUGUGAUGAUAUGCCAGAAGAAGACAUGCAAAUCUCCAAAAAGAUAGCUUUUGAGACACCAGAAAGUAACAAGGGAAGUCUUGCAGAUGUACCCUCUGAAGCAGAAGCUGAUAGCAGCAGCAUCAUGGUGAUAGAGGAGCUCGAUAUGGAUGAAAGUGAUUGAUAGACAGAUUGAAACAUCUUUGUGAUCAUCAAAAAUAAUGUGAUUAUGAUAGAGACAAUUGCCAACUAAAUCAUAAAAAUCAUCUAAAUCAUUAAAACUUGCUGUGCUAAAUGAUUUGAUAUUUACAGGAGUAAUAUUCAUCCUGUGAACUACCUUACAACUACCACCAACAUGGGGAAGCCUUGUAAACGUUAAUCUUAUGAUAUUACUUGACAAUUUAAAACUGUACACAGGGAAUCUUCACUGCAGGAAAGUUUACCCCCUGGCCAAAAAAAAAUGGUUGUUUUCUUCCUGUUUCAUAUUUUACAUGAGCAUAAUAUAUAUAAGAUGUUAAUAGCCUGGAGUAGUGAAACUAUUUUUUUAAUAUGCCCUCCUAUUAUUGUGUGUCGACAGCAACAAAGACUUUCCCAGUAUAAAGUACACUGAUUAUAGAUCCCUGAACAACAUCUACAUACAUGUAUGUUAACAAUGAUAUCCUCAAUGUAUACCAAUCAGCCCAGGGACCAGUUGCUCAAAUGAUAAAUAGGCUAAUUACAGUUUAAUAACAAUUUCAAAAUCCUGAUAAAAUAAUUUGUGGUAAAACUAACUUGACAAAAUUGUAUGAAAUUACAACACUUGCCAGUCUCUUCCUGCCUGCUUAUUUUAAGGAAUAUACAUACACAGAUUUUAAAGUAAAGGAGAAAUGAGAUUCUCCCUAAUUAAGUGAUUAAGCUAAUCACCUUUUCAACAACUUGGCCCAGGUCUCCAUACAUAGCAAUCUCCUGACAGGGUAAAUACUCCGAAUGCCGACAGCAACAAUUAUAUUUUGUCACAUUUAUGUCAACACGUUGGUUGUUUCUAUGAUAGAUGUAUACAUAUGAAAACCUUGUAGUCCCAAUGGCAUAUUAGCAAUGUAAUAUUUACUCUGUUUGGCCUUGAAAUAGCUGCCCUUCACCAUCGCCUGCACCUCCUGCCAUCCUUAUUAGUAUGGUGAUGGAUUCAGAGCAUGGCUCAAUGGUAAAUACUGUCCACAUGUCACAAAAGUAAAGCUUAAAGUAAACCAAACCUGCAGUGAAAUACAGAAAUGUCCUUGGUCAAUAAAAAACCUAUGAUUGCAAGUUCUAUAAUUCCAAGCCACCAGGGGCCUAGUGACUGGGAUGCAAAAGGGGAAGUUGCUAUUACGUUUAAAACAAUACUCGACUCCAGAUCAAGAUGCUCAAAAAACAGAAACCCUUCACAGUUUCAAAUGUCCGACACUGCUUUAUCAAAAAUGUAAAUUUCAUAACUCUUAAUAAUGGAUAAUGUAAGAAAGUUACAGCAAGCACUUGUUUUCAGUGAGAAAUUGUUCAGACUUUGAUGGAUGUAUGGUCAUCACAACAUCAAAUUGUUAUGGUGUCAAAACAACAGGCUAGUCAUCACUAUUUCUCCAGAACUACCAAAAUGAAUGGAAUUUUCACACUCUAAAAUGUUAAGUUAGGGUCGUGGUUGUGUAUGCCACACAUUGUACAAGAGGAGCCAUUUUUAGCGUGCCCAGGAAGAAAUCCAUGGGAGUUAUUGUUAUACCCCAGCUGGUUUAAAGUUUUUAUUAAACAGGGUCAAUACUGAUGAGGAUGCAGCUUAGGUAAUUGGCCUGUGUGGUCCUUGUGAUAAGACCUUUUCAUUAGUACAUGUACUACAUUUGCCGACCUGCUGACCUUCAGUUUGACCUUUGACUUACUAAUUCUGGAUUACUACCCACUUGGCAAGCUAUGUUGUCUUCUGACCAAACCUAUUUGUCUGUGACGAUGUUGCUAAUCAAGACUAUGGUGUUGAUAUUCUGGCCGUGACAGGGUCUUUUUCACUUUAAAGUUUUGUUCAAAAGGUGUAUAGUCAGAUCACAUAGUGGAUAUCCCAACACAGCCUAAACUGAUGGAAUACCAUCAAGAAUUUAUAGUCCAGUCACUCUAGAAUAUAGGGACUUUAAAGUUUUGUGUUUAGCUCAGUUUUGCCAAAAGUACCAAUGUUAUUAAUAAUCCAACUAAACCUGGAAUAAAGUUACUUUGUAGUAUGGACAUCUCAAUACACCUUGCACAUUACAUGAAUUUUAAUAAUUUAGUAUUUUGGGGUUAUUUUAUAAAAACCUUAGAUUUUGAUAAUUUUAUAUAAAAUCUUUUUAAAAGCUUCUGAAAUAAUGAAAUUUCGGUCUAUUUUGGAGUAAGUGGAACAGGAGAGAAAGGCCAAUUCCAAAUACAGGUAUGGCAUUUUCUAUCAAUUAUUCAUCAAGUUAAUUUCAGAAAUGCUACUUAUUCGAAUCUUCAAAGUCAACACAACAGAUAAUAACAAGAGGAAAUAAGAGAAAUCAAAAUCAAACUAAGAUCAACGAUGCUGGUGCCAGGAUGUUGAAUACCUUCCUUCAGCUGUUGUUGUGUACUAAAGCAUCGCUCCAGAAUGGGCUUUAGUGUAGAGCUGAAGUAACUGAUAUAUUGUUACUCUGUAGCUGUAGUAUACACUUGUUGUGUAGCGUUUGUUUUUAACAUCAGACAAUGUUAGAAGGAUAUCGGCUCAUAUGUGAUAACUAUAUUGUGUAAUUUUAAAUGUGCUGUAUCUCUGUUUAAUAUACAAUUAAAUUGGAACAAAAACUA
Messenger RNA from Pecten maximus, 4407 nucleotides. RefSeq names its product cell division cycle protein 16 homolog. NCBI's taxonomy places the organism in Eukaryota, Metazoa, Mollusca, Bivalvia, Pectinida, Pectinidae. The record is from RefSeq and is a predicted model, not a curated record. Gene Ontology annotation, biological process: cell division. Gene Ontology annotation, molecular function: protein binding. Bases 11 to 1807 code for a protein of 598 amino acids. The transcript is spliced from 16 exons.